AUGGGCAUAUUUUCGCCUGAUAAUUACAUUGUCGCAUGGGGACCUUUGGAUCUACUUGUGGUCGACAUGCCUCCAGGAACAGGAGACGUACAGUUAUCAAUUAGCCAAAAUAUUCCAGUAGACGGAGCCAUCAUUAUCACCACCCCCCAGGGUCUUGCAGUGUCAAAUGCGCGAAGAGGGUUGGAAAUGUUGAAAAAAGUUAACAUUCCCAUCCUUGGAAUCGUUGAGAAUAUGUCCGACUUCACCUGCCCUUCAUGUGGUCAUCGUUCGUUGUUGUUUCAUGACGACUGCGAUCCUAUGACGCCAAUCAAAGACAAAACAUCUGGUGGUCUCGGCUUAGCCGAGGCUACUGGGACUCAGCUGCUGGCUCGCUUACCAAUCGAUCAACGAAUCUGCACCAGCGGCGAGUUAGGUCGACCUUUAGUCCUGGGGUUGGCUGCCAACAGCAUUGCUCAUCCCGGAACUGCUGUCCACCAACCUGCUUCUUUACAGGCAUAUGAUCAACUUGCUCGACUACUGCUCACACGACUGUCAGAAAAAUUUUCUCCUAGGCCCUAA
This is a messenger RNA of Protopolystoma xenopodis, 558 nucleotides long. The record is from the annotation of a GenBank genome assembly. NCBI's taxonomy places the organism in Eukaryota, Metazoa, Platyhelminthes, Monogenea, Polystomatidea, Polystomatidae.